AUGCCAUACAUCUACCAGUCUAGCAUUCAGGCAAAAGGAGCUAGCUCCAUUUCAGUGAUCAGAGCAAUGGCGGCCUCUCGCGCCCUCGUCUCCCUCGUCCUAGUUGCCAGCUGCGCCUUGGCAGCGGCCGCCCCUGCCACUGUGGUCAGCCAGAAGACUUACUUCCAGCCCCUGGGGAGGGCCAUCUUCGGAGACCCGUCGGCGCCCGGCCCCUGUUCUAACGCCACUGGCCAGAACUACCUGGACAUUGACCUUGCCCCUGGAAGCGGUGCCUUUGUCAUUGGUGACAACCUGUGGACCAUCACUGAUAGAGGCGCCAACUUGGACUGCCAGGGUGGCAACGCCCCUGGAGGUGCUGCUGGCACCACCCUGUCCGCCGCGUGCCAAGCCACCAACACGGCGUGCACGGGGCCUGGCAAGGUGUUCCCGCUGCCCGGCUUUGCGCCCACCAUUCAGCGGUGGAAGCUGCCCGAUGUGUUCACUGCCGCCUCCCCUGUCCCCGUCGAGACCAUCACUCUGAAGAAGCUCAACGGUCAGACAAUCAACGGGUUCCCCAAUUUCGACAACCAGGACAACAUCACCAGCAACCCGAACCGCGUCCUCCUCACUGGAGAGGGUGGGUACGGCCCCGACUUCCAGAAGGUCGGCCCCGAUCCGUUUGGACUGGACACCGAGUCCAUCGUUGUGACGUCCGCCAAUGCGGACGGCACCGGCGCCACGUUCUGGGUGUCCGAGGAGUACGGUCCCAGCAUCGCCCAGGUGGCGUCCGACGGCAGGAUCCUGGGCCGCCACGUGCCAGCUGGCGUUGUGUUCGACGCCUACAACGCACGCGCUGCGCCGAUCCUCGCUGCCAACCCUACCAAUGGAUACCCCAUCUACCCCACCUUCCCUUCGAUCCUGGUUAAGCGCGAGCUUAACCGCGGGUUCGAGAACCUGGCCUACUUCGGCAAGUACCUGUACGCGAUUCUGCAGAGUCCCAUGGCCAACCCCACGGUCGCGAUUGGCAGGCAGUCACUGAUUGCACGCCUGUUCAAGCUGGAGCUUGACGCGUCUGCACCCGGCGGCGUGAAGCUCAUCGGCGAGUACAUCUACUUCCUGGAGAAGGUCGGCACGUUCCCGCAGGACGCGGGCGCCAGCCAGAGCGCCAUCAAGCUGGGCGAGGCGACCGCGAUCGCGGAGGACGUCAUGCUGGUCGACGAGCACGUCACCCUGCAGUCCAAGCUCUUCAGGAUUGACCUCACUGGCGCGACCAACAUUCUGGGCUCCAAGUGGGACGACGUUCUGCAGUCCCCCACCCUCGAGCAGCUGGAGCCCGCCAGCUCUGCCACCCCCGGCUCCAAUCUUGCGGCCAACGGCAUCGUCCCCGUGAAGAAGGUCCUGGCGUUCGACUCCUUCACCGACGACCCGCCGUCGUCCGGCCAGCCCCAACUCCCGGUUAAGAUCGAGGCGACCGGAAUCGUCGGUAACCCGUUCGACGCCGCUAACCCCGCCCAGCUCAUCCUCAUCAACGACAACGAUUUCGGCAUCGCCGGGGACUUGACCCGGUUUACUCUUUUCAACGUCGCCGCGUCGACUUACCAGACGGUUUCCGACGCUCCCGCGCCCGCCCCGGCUUCGACGAAUGCUACCGCUACCCCGACCCCCACACCGACUGCGACCCCGCUUAACUGCAUCUCGAGCUUCGCCGCGGGGAGCACUUGCGACCCCUUUGGGGCCACCCCUAACCAGUGCUUCAACAACGCCGGUUCCUCCUACACCUGCUGCGCCGGCAGCUGCGGUUCCCCCCCCGGCGCCGUGGCCUACUGCACGGGGCAAGUCCCCGGGACCACCCCCGUCUGCGGCUCCACCCCUGCUCCGACCCCUGCCGGUACCCCCGCCGGUACACCCGCCGGUACCCCUGCUGGUACCCCUGCCGGUACCCCUGCUGGUACCCCUGCUGGUACCCCUGCCGGUACACCCGCCGGUACCCCUGCUGGUACGCCUGCCGGUACCCCUGCCGCGACCACCGGCGCCCCGGGCCCGACCGCUUUUCCGGUUGGCGGCACGUGCGACGCCGGCAGCAGCCUGCCUAACCAGUGCUUCAACGCCGACGGAUCCAAGUACCUUUGCUGCCCUGCCGCGUGCGGAAGCCCCCCUGCCGCCCUGCCUUUCUGCGCUUAG
Klebsormidium nitens is the source of this 2160-nucleotide messenger RNA. NCBI's taxonomy places the organism in Eukaryota, Viridiplantae, Streptophyta, Klebsormidiophyceae, Klebsormidiales, Klebsormidiaceae. The record is from the annotation of a GenBank genome assembly.